Juglans microcarpa x Juglans regia is the source of this 582-nucleotide messenger RNA. Its product is annotated as 14.7 kDa ribonuclease H-like protein. Gene Ontology annotation, molecular function: nucleic acid binding; RNA-DNA hybrid ribonuclease activity. The coding region runs from base 1 to 582 and encodes 193 amino acids. The record is from RefSeq and is a predicted model, not a curated record. The transcript has a single exon. Lineage: Eukaryota; Viridiplantae; Streptophyta; Magnoliopsida; Fagales; Juglandaceae.
AUGGAUGAACACAUUCUAAGGAGAUUAAAUGUGUUGAUAGUUGAGAAGUCUAAAGUGCAGGUGAAGGUCGUGCAAUGGGUUAAACCGAGAAUGGGACGCUUGAAAUUAAAUCUUGAUGGCAGCUAUUUUGGGAAUCCCAGUCCUGCGAGUAGGGGUGGGCUGCUUCGGGAUUAUGGAGGUAAUUUGGUUUUUGGUUUUUCAAAAUUCUUUUAUUCUUGUUCUAAUAACGAGGCAGAGCUUCAGGCUGUUAUUGAGGGAAUAAAAAUUUGCCGGCAAAGGGGGUUAAUGUGUAUAGACAUAGAGUGUGAUUCUUUAUUGGUGGUUUUGUGGAUACGUUCUCGGAUUUGUACAGUGUGGUAUCUUUGGGAUUAUUGGGAUGAGCUUUUGAUGCUUUUGGCAAAUUUUGAUUUCUCUAUUUCUCAUGUAUUUAGAGAAGGGAAUCAAGUGGCGGAUGCAUUGGCGAAAUGUGGUGCGUUGGGUGAGAAUAACAUAUUUAUUGAUUGUUUACACCUUCCUUGGGUGAUUAGAGGGUUGUAUAGAUUGGAUAAAAUGGGCACGGCGUAUGUUAGCUGUAGAAGAUAA